AUGGAGACAACCUUUUCCUUCCAGGUGUCUGAUGAACCAACUUCACCAAAAAAGUCUCGAGCAAACCACCAGUUUGAAGACUUUAGAAGAAGAGCAUCAUCAGUAGAGUGGAAAUCUGUACGGAUCGCCCCCCAAGAGGAGGGGGUGGGACACAACCUUCUGGCCGUGCGAGUCAUGGUCAUGAGCGAUGAGAGCAGUUCAGACAUAGAUGGUGAAGUGUUUGAAGAUGCCCCCAACCAUCACAGUAAGGAUACAGCCAUGGGCUUGGCAACGAGAAAUGAUGCAAGCCAUGAGCCCAGUGGCCAAUCAAUCCCUUCUGAUGCCACUGCCCAUUCACAUAGCAACCAGCCUGCAGCCUCCAACAAACCUCACAGAUGGAGAAAAAAGGUUCAGUCAACUUUUCCAUUGAUUAUUGCAAAAAAAUCAAGUCGUGCCUCAAGGGAAAGUUACAACAACCCAGAGACUUCUCCUGAUGAAGAGCCCAGGGGUCCCGUGGCAAACAGAACCGAACGAACCUCCUCACAGACCAAUCACGAUCCAGGCGGUGAAACAGAGAAUAAAAAAUCCACCUUCGCCAUUUUGUCCAACGCGAUCAAAAGAUCCUUCACGAAAUCGAUCAGCUCCGCGCCGGAAUCGCCCAAGAAGUCGCCCCACAAAGCCAAACCCGGGCCCCAGGGCAACUACUUCGACUUCCCCGCCUCUAUCUUCAGAAGGGGUCGAAGCGGUUUCGAAUAUGGCGCCAACGGCACCGAAAUGGACUGUUUAUCGCAGCGGCCCGGCGCAACGCGUAGCGCCAUGACAGAUCGCGAUGAGGACGUCUGGGGGAGAGGGGGUUCCCAAAAAAGCCAGCGUGACCCCAAUAGUGUUAGACUCGAUGACAUCCCCAGAAUGUUGGCCAACGUCAGUAUUAGGGAGAAUGACGGCGCCGCGGCUUUUAGAAGCAGAAGGAACUCCCUGUUUUCGUCGCUGCGACUAAAGAGUAAGACCCCCGAGGACCCCCUGCGCGCCUCGUCCAAUGAGACGUGGAGUGUAUUCGGGAGCUUUAGGAGGAAGAUGAGCGAUAAAGAACCCAGAGCUUAUCCCUUUGUGCGGGCAGGAAUUGCGUCCAAGGAGGAGCCGGAGAACUCCAGCUCUUCGGAGGAUGAAUUUGCACCCAAGAACUCCUUUUCUGGCAAGGCCUCCCGGGAGUUAAGGCACAGGAGGAAAAUAGAAAGAGAAGCCAAGCAGAAAGCUAAGCAAGAAGAGUUGAAGAGACUUCACAAAGCUCAGACAAUUCAGCGGCAGCUUCAGGAAACGGAAGAAAAACUGCGGGCGCUGGAGACGCAGGGGGUGAAGCUGGAGAAGGCUCUGCGCGGGGAAUCAGAUUCGGGCGCCCAGAGUGAGUCACAGCUUCUCCACGAAUGGUUCCAAAUCGCGCUGGAAAAGAAUAAAUUAAAUCGUUACGAGGCCGAGCUCCUGUUCACGGCCAGGGAACUGGAGCUUGAAGACCAACAAGGAAGACUGGAGCAGAUACUGAGAGAGAAGAUGCUGAUUGACCCCGCCCUGAAAGAUGAAGCAGACAACGAGGAAGAAGAGGAGCUUUUUGCAGAGAUGAUGAAGGUUAUUGAGCAGAGGGACCGACUGGUAUCUUCUAUAGAAGAACAAAGAGUCCAGGAGAGUUCGGUGGAAAGAAACUUGCAAGGGCUUCGACUUUCUAAGGACCACGAGCUGAAAAUGAGCCUAAUUCACAAGAAAAGGUCAUUGAAAUGAGUUGUCGGUGAAAUAAAUGCUCAUCCUGAGUGUCCUCCAUUGAGAUUGGGCUUGGGUGGAAUGGUGGGAAAUGGUUUCUACUGUGCUUGACCUGAGCAGUCUUCAUAAUAACUCAUUGUAGAAGCUGGGGAGCAUGGGUAGAAAAGAAUAAAUAACCCCGGCCUCGAUCUUUCUUUCCACCAGUGUGAAUCAAGGAGUCGCCCUCAGGUUGAGGGCAAGAUCUGAUCAAGGACAACCAUUACAGGAUUUCAUCAGAAUGAGAGUCAACCAUAUUGCAGUUUUGUGUUCCUCUAUGUAAGAUAUAUAUGGGAUUAAAUAGUGCACCGUAUUUAUGAUUAAGCAGACACCACAAGCAGCUUGAACUGAUCAUUGAAGACCAAUCAUUGAAGAAGGUGAUGGCUUCCCACAAUUCACUGGUUGGAAAACAGCAACCAAGAAACACUGGUUGUGUAAUAAACUCCUUAGCUGAAAAGAUGGGGCUGAGGAUUCUGGGAAAUGUAGUUGAAACGUAAGAGAGUAUAAGAAUGUAUGAUACAACCCCAGGGAAGCAAUGUUAAUGGACACCAUAGACUUCUUCUACCACCAUGGCUGGAAUGGACAAAGAAGACUAUUUGCCUCCUGUUCUGUGUAAUCCAUAUUCAUUGCUUCCAUUAGGGUGAUACUGGGGGUAUUGCAUUCAGGGGCCCUAAGGGGACCCCUAGAGGCAUAAAAGCAUUAUUCACAACUGGAUUUAGUUGGAUCAUGGGAGGAGUUUAAGUAUAAUUAGCAGUUGGGUGGCAUUUAGAAGUCUAUUUUUAUCACUGGGGCCCCAUAUUACUCUCUGCCCAGGUUCCCAGUGGGUUAUUAACUGGAGCCUCCUUGAUUAAUAAGGCCGUGCUAAUUAAAUUCAUAAUGGUGGCCCUGGGGCCCCUGGGAAACUGCACAAGCCAAUCAAUGUUUGUAAGGUUAUGAAUGUAAUGUGACUGUAGGGGUUGGUUACCCUUUAACCCUGAUGUCAGUCUCAGUGAUAUAUAUAUAUAUGAUGUAUUAUUCAACUGUAUUUAAGCUCAGUGGCGAUGAUGCUGCACCUUUUAUUGUACGUUUAAUGUUUAAUAUCAGUGUUAAGGCUGUGUUGUCACUCCGUCAUGUGACUCGUGCUGGUUUCAUUAGGAUCUGAUUGCAAGCCUGGCGGAACGGUAUACGGCUGAUUGGUUAGAAAUCAAUGACGUGAUAGGAAAAUGAUGAAUAUAAGAUACAUUUACAUCUUUACACUCCAGAAAACUGUAUUUAGUUUAAGUCAAAAUGGCGGCCUUGCCCCUCCCUACGUGAAACCCAAGGCUGGUUGCUGUGGAAACCCUGGAGCAACCACCAGCUUGAAGGUGGCAGUAGCGCCUGGGUUCCGGUGGGUUCCUCUGUUCCCUAGGCAACCCAGCUGGGAGUCAUGGUGACAAGUGGGGGCAAGAGAGCUCAGACUAGGGGUAGGUAGAGAAGGUGCCCCUUUUACCUACCCCUAGUUCCGGCCCUGUGUGCAACUGGGAGGGGGGGCAGGACGGAACCAGACCCCAGACAGACGUUAUCUAUAAUUGAUUCUUGGGGGGGGGUGCUUUUGUAUCCCCUAGAGAUCUUGCACCCGGGGUCAUAGCUAUAUACCCCUCUAGUGUUUCUCCACUGUACCCCAAAAGCUAAGCAAUGGACCAGUCUUCCAUCUCAACAAUUACUGUGAAAUUAUCCAGGGGGGCAGCCCGGUCCCUGACUUUUGUACCCCAUUAGGUCCCUCCUCCUUCUGGUUCCCCUAAACCCAGCAACAAUAUUUCCAUCAUCUAUAAACCCACUUCAUUAGCCCCUUCCCCCCCCCCCCAAAAAAAAGGGUCCAACAUUGAUAAUUUAAUAUAUAAUAUAAUAAGUGAAUCAGCCCUUGACUCCCUCCCUAUUGGCUGCUGGGAAAGUGCCCAUUGUGACAUCAUCCCUAAUUCUAAGAUAAAGGGAAACUUCACCUUGGGAAAGAGAAUAUUGUCUGACACUCCUCUACCUACAGAAUAAAUGAAAUAAAGCUACAUAAUAGUUUUUAAUUGAA
This is a messenger RNA of Xenopus tropicalis (tropical clawed frog), 3802 nucleotides long. The record is from RefSeq and is a predicted model, not a curated record. NCBI's taxonomy places the organism in Eukaryota, Metazoa, Chordata, Amphibia, Anura, Pipidae.